Paramormyrops kingsleyae is the source of this 3110-nucleotide messenger RNA. It is a transcript of the gene arhgap22a, whose product is annotated as Rho GTPase activating protein 22a. Gene Ontology annotation, cellular component: focal adhesion. NCBI's taxonomy places the organism in Eukaryota, Metazoa, Chordata, Actinopteri, Osteoglossiformes, Mormyridae. Gene Ontology annotation, biological process: signal transduction; activation of GTPase activity. Gene Ontology annotation, molecular function: GTPase activator activity. The record is from RefSeq and is a predicted model, not a curated record.
UUGGCGUCACCACCGGGGGAAGUUUUCCGAGAAAGGGACACAGCGCCUACACGCGUGGCCACGCUGCCCCUGGACUGGCUUAACGGAGAGGUUGCCUUCGGCCUCGGCGCGCCUGGCAGUCCAUGUGGCGGCGUCGCACACGAUUCCUUAGACUGGACCCUCUCCGGUCCAGAGCAUGCACACACUUCUGCUUUUCCUUUCACCAGUUUCACUCCAUCUUUCCUCCGUGCACCCCCUGAUGUUCUGAUGCACCGGACAGGCACCGAGCAGCGUGAUGAACCGUUCCAGGAGCCUGAUGGGAGGGAGACAGCACAACCCCCCAGCCAGGUCCAAGAGCAUGGUGAUGGGGGAGAUGUCCCGCGGCCCCGCCAGCCUCCAGGAGAGGGUUCUGAAGGCCGGCUGGCUCAAGAAGCAGCGCAGCAUCAUGAAGAACUGGCAGCCCCGCUGGUUCGUGUUAUGGCCCGACCGACUCUGCUUCUACAAGAAUGAGGAGGAGACCAAACCGCAGGGCAGCAUUCAGCUCCAGGGCAGUCAUGUGACAGAGCUCUCAGCCAAUCCUGAGGAACCAGGCCGCCACCUAUUUGAGAUCAUUCCAGGCGGAGCUACCGACGAGGCCUUGCUGCUCAUGGCCAUCUCUCACACUGACAUGGAGGACUGGGUGAAGGCCAUCCGCCGUGCCAUCUGGGCCCCCUUUGGAGGAGGAAUCUUCGGCCAGCAGCUGGAGGACACAGUGCUGUACGAGAGACGUUUUGGGCCGCGGCAGGCCCCUCUGCUGGUGGAGCAGUGUGUGGACUUCAUCCUGGAGCACGGCCUGAGGGAGGAGGGGCUGUUCCGCAUGCCCGGCCAGGCCAAUCUGGUGAAGGAGCUGCAGGAUUCGUUCCACUGCGGGGACAAGCCCCACUUUGACAGAAACACUGAUGUCCACACAGUGGCAUCUCUGCUAAAGCUAUAUCUGCGAGAGCUGCCUGAGCCUGUAGUCCCCUUCGCCAAAUACGAGGACUUCCUCACGUGCGCUCAGAUGCUGGCCAAAGACGAGGAGAUGGGGAUACAGGAGCUAGCAAAGCAGGUGAAGACCCUGCCCCAAGUCAAUUUCAACCUCCUGAAAUACAUCUGCAGGUUCCUCGAUGAAGUUCAGUCACAUUCAAGUGAAAAUAAAAUGAGUGUUCAGAACCUGGCAACAGUGUUUGGACCCAAUAUUCUAAGGCCUAAAAUGGAGGACCCUGUGACGAUAAUGGAAAGCACUUCCCAGGUGCAGCACCUGAUGACUGUAUUGAUCAGAGAACACGAUCGGCUGUUUGCGGUGGCCCACGUGGAGCCCCCUAUUGAUCCAAGGGAGACCACGCUCAACAGCCAGCGUGGCAUGGUGGGCUGGAUCUCCGAUGAGGAAUUCUCUUCCACAAGCAGGAUUGCCUGCCCAACAGAGGACUUGUGCAGCAGCGCCCCCUGUCUGGAUGCCAGCACGACCGUAUCAUGUAUACAGGCACCUCAGGGGAAGGCAGAGGCUAGCAUCAGCCCCAGCAAGCAGGCCAAGUCUCUGCCCGCCUUUAAGUGCCCCUUUCGGGCCCAUGGGAAGCUGGGAGGCUCUUCUGUAGAUAUCCCCAGUCUGUCAGGUAGCAGCUGGUUGAUGAAUGGACUACCGUUGCGGCGAGGCCACCAGCGCACGUCAUCGGGGGGGUACAUGAAGGAUCUGGGGCCGUUGCACAGGCUGUCUACCUAUGACAAUGUGGCCCCCAGCAGCUUGAGCGUGCCAAGUGUCGCUACUGAGGCCUGGAAUGUCCAUUCUGCAUCCAAGCCCAGCCAAAAACGAUCAUUCAACCCUGACUUGGAAAGCAACGUAGGGCCGGGGAAAGGGCUGCCAGGACAGGCUGAGAAGGUUCCAAUGGAAUCGGGGGAUGGCUGCAGGGACGUGGGUCCCUCUACCGAGAGCAUCUGCAGCACCGAGGGCGGCAGCGAGGGCGCCAGGCCUGCGGAGCCCAAUAGCAACUCACAGACACUGAUGAGCAAAGUGACAGAGCUGAAGGAGGAACUGAGGCAGCAGAGGGUGGCCUAUGGCAGCAGAAUCAGGAAGCUGGAGGCCUCCGUCACUGCCCUGGGCACCCAGGUGGAGAAGCUGCAGGAGGAGUUGGACCAGGAGCGCAAGAAGCACCAGAUGCUGGAGAUCAAGUUGCGGAAUGCAGAGCGUGCCCACGAGGAUGCGGAGACGCGCAACCGCCUCCUGCAGAAGGAGAUGGAGGAAUUCUUCUCCACACUGGGAGAUCUGACUCUGCAGGCAAAGGCCGGAAAAAUGUAGAGUCAGAGCAGGGUGCUUGCAGAUGCAGCCAUGGUUUGGUAAACCAUCUACUCGCAUUCAAAGUGUAAGACGGCUUCUUCGAACUGCCCUGGGAGAGCCACACCAUAACUGCUGUUGUUCGUUCUGUUGGGGAUUCGUUAAACGGUGGAAGCUGGCAGAGAUCUCAAUUAACCACACCCUCAAUGUGCCUUUUAGGGUCACUGCACGGGACAGGAAACAGUCUGAACAGAAUGGACAUUCAUUUACAGUUCACCUUGGCCCACUCAGAAAAGCCAUGCGAUUCAAACCCAGGUACCAAGAUAAUGAAAUGAAGAUCUCGUAGUUUUUCAUGACAGAGCUCUCUCUGCCAGCUGUCACUCAAACACACCUACACAGUACUCUGCUUUUGUUAAUGAAGAGUUAAUUAAAUGACCCCCAUAUUAGCCCUCCUACAGAAGACAGUCAGAGGUCACACAUCACAGCUAGCUGGCUGUUAAAAGUGCUUCCUGACAUGAUUCUUAAAGUACGGGCAGUCCAGGAAUCUAAGCGGCCCACAAAUCUCAUUUUGCAAAGUCUAAACUCUGAGCCAACACUCUUAAAUGGCAAGCACAUGUCUUGUAGGUUAAACAAUAUCACUUGAGAUAGAAACAGCCUGAUGUACUUGUUUAGGCGUAUUCAAAGCAUCCCAUUAUCAUGCCAGAACAAUGCAAUCGCUCAUGUAGGUGCCAGUUUUCUUUGUAUUAUUUGUCCGUUUAUUUGUAUGGUUAACAAAACCUGACACACUAUUUCAAAUCGUUCUAAAUUAAGGAAUAAAUGCCUUUACUGUCAUGUGACAACUAAA